AUGCUUGUCAAGUCCCUAUUCCUGGGAGGCCUUCUCAGCCUCCCUGCUGUUUUCGCUGCUCCGGCCGCCGCCCCAAACUCCCUUGACAAUGCGCCGCCCACUCUCGCGAAGCGUGCGCUCCCAACUUCGACCUUUUCCAACAAGGUCAUCUUUUCACCUCCCUCCAAUGCCGGCUGGACGGAUCCUCGCGUUCUCUACGCCCGUGCCAUCCAGCUCUCAGAUGGCUCCCUUCUGUCCACCUGGGAAAACUACUCCCCUGAGCCACCUCUGGUCUACUUUCCCAUUUUCAAGUCCACUGAUGGAGGUGUCAGUUGGACUCAGAUUGGAAAGAUCGAGGACCAGGUCAACGGCUGGGGCUUGAGAUACCAGCCUGACCUGUACGAGCUGCCUCGUGCCAUUGGCAAGUUCCCUAAGGGUACUAUUAUCGGCUCCGGCAACAGUAUCCCUACGGAUCUUAGCAAGACUAAAAUUGAUGUCUACGCUAGCACUGAUGGUGGCAAGACUUGGAAGUUUGUGAGCUCUAUCGCUGAGGGAGGCGAGGCUCGACCCAACAAUGGACUCACCCCCGUGUGGGAGCCCUACAUGAUGGUUUACAAGGAUCAGCUCGUCUGCUACUAUUCUGACCAGCGAGACCCCAAGUAUGGCCAGAAGCUCGUCCACCAGACCACUAAGGACCUCCUCUCGUGGUCCGCGCUUGUUAACGAUGUGGUCGACGACAACAACUAUUCUGCCCGCCCCGGAAUGCCUCAGCUCGCACUCCUGCCCAACGGCCAGUAUAUCUACGUUUACGAAGUCUGCGGCACCGACGGCUGCCGUGUCCACUACCGCCUGUCAUCUGAUCCCCUCAACAUCCUCAGUGCACCAGGUCACUCCCUCGUCUCCGACAAGGGUACCCGUCCCGUGAGCUCGCCCACUGUCGUCUGGAGCAAGGUUGGUGGACCCAAUGGUAGCAUCAUCGUCAGCUCUGGAAGUCAGUCUGCCAUUUUUGUGAACAAGAACCUUGGUGCCGAUGGAUCGUGGGUCGAGUAUGCCACGCCUCAGCCUAAUGCGUACACGAGGAGCUUGAUGACUUUUCAUGAAGAUGAUAACUACUUGCUGAUUAUCGGAGGAGGAAGACUUCCCCCUAGUAGCACCAACACGGUCAGCCUCAGCGUUGUCAAGCUGACUGAUCUUGGAGUUUAG
This is a messenger RNA of Fusarium keratoplasticum, 1182 nucleotides long. RefSeq lists its product as uncharacterized. The transcript is spliced from 2 exons. Lineage: Eukaryota; Fungi; Ascomycota; Sordariomycetes; Hypocreales; Nectriaceae. The coding region runs from base 1 to 1182 and encodes 393 amino acids. The record is from RefSeq and is a predicted model, not a curated record.